AUGCCAAGGCCAUCACCUCGUAAAACUGGCUUUUGCAGCCCAGAUGAUCGUAUUUUUCACGAGGGAAUAACUCGUCUUCCCAAUGAAGUAAGUAUCAUCGGAAACGAAAAAAUUAAAGAACAAGGGGGACAGGAAAUAGAGAGGGGAGAAGAUGCGGGUGGAAAUGAAGAUGGGCCAGAGUUUGCUAGCAAUGAAGCCGAGAUUGAAGGAGACGAAUCGGCAUGUCCUAUCAACUCAAAUUUCGAGAUAGCAGUUCACAACAAGACAAUUAGCCCGCCAUCCGUUGAAGUAAAUAUGCCCAGGCUAAUAUGGCAUUCUGAGUCCCAGUCUCCUAAUUCUGCGCGCAACCAACUGAUACCGCAUUCGAGAGAUCCUUCCAUUCUCGGCAAUGUUCAUGGAAAAUCUUGCUCUUCUCACCUAAGCUAUUCUUCAUCUUCAUCCCCUUCUUCCUCAUCCUCCUCUGCCUCUUUGGCCUCCUCUGAUUCAGAUUCAAUAACCACUGACAACGACGAGCCUGGAAAUACUGAAAGGCAGUCUUCAGUCCGUGUUGCUUCAGGCCAUUUAGUGUCUACCGGUGGCUGCAUUAUUAAUACUGGGCAACUUCGAUGUCACCAACGGUCCAGCAGGCGCCACCGACUUAUUAGUCCAGCCAGUCGGAGCGCUAUCAGAACUGGCCUAUCUCUCUGCUUGCCGGACGGGAACGUUUGCCAGCGAUUACCAUCUUCUGCAGGUCAACUGACUCUUGAAUCACUGACUGGUGAUUGUCGCCUCCCAGAGUCAAGAACCGUUGGCUUAGGUCGUCAAAAGAUAGACAAAACAGAAGAGACGCGGCGUGCCACGUCUUGGUCACAAUUUGAAGCGGCUGAUGAUGAUGCCUUUCUUGAAUCUUUAUAUUUUUAA
Protopolystoma xenopodis is the source of this 900-nucleotide messenger RNA. NCBI's taxonomy places the organism in Eukaryota, Metazoa, Platyhelminthes, Monogenea, Polystomatidea, Polystomatidae. The record is from the annotation of a GenBank genome assembly.